Molecule: messenger RNA, 813 nt
Organism: Rhagoletis zephyria (snowberry fruit fly)
Lineage: Eukaryota; Metazoa; Arthropoda; Insecta; Diptera; Tephritidae
Product: glycine-rich protein 1-like
Source: RefSeq, a predicted model, not a curated record
GUAGUGGAAGUUCAAAAUUAAAAUCACAUAUUCGCAGUGCAGCCAACAAAAACCGCAGUUAUUACCGCAGCGCAGCGCAGCAAAACAAAAAGCAGCUACGAAAACUACAACAACAUAAACGAUAGCAGCAACCAGAACUGGGCAGAAAUACAGCUACAGGCAGCAACGCAUUUAUACCAACGACCACAGCCAUAACUUUCCAACAGCAUCCAACAACAACAACAACAAUAGAAAAGCAACAUUAAAAGAAAUCCCUAAAGGCACACGAAAAUGGGCUGCAAUACCAGUCAGGAGCUGAAGACAAAAGAUGGCCACACUGGCGACGCUAAUGGUGGCGAGGGUGAGCUCGUCGUCAACACCGCAACCACCAAUGGUGAUGUUGCCGUAAAUGCUGGCAGCGAGCAGAAUGGCAAUUUGUUGGAGCAACAAAAGGCCGGCAGUGGCAGUGGCAGUGGUGGGCGUGGAGGUGGUGGUGUUAGUGGUGGCGAUAACACACAAACUAGAUUGACAGCAUCCGCAGCUUCUGGCGUAUCUGCCGUCUCAGCCUCAUCCGCAGUUUCGGCUGCCUCGGCUGCGUCUGCGGCUACGGCGACGUCAAGCAAUCCCACAAAUCACUCGAAAUCAAAUUCAAUUAUAAGUAACGGUGAUGCUAACAAGCGCUCCUCGAGAGAUGAGGGUGACGGUGGUAUACUCGAGAAAGCGUUAGCAACUGUGAAGAAGCAGCAGCAGCAACAGCAAUGCGAUAAGGCGGAAAUAGUCGAGUUCAACGAUAUGGGCGAAUUGGGUGAAAUGGGCGAAGAUGAAGGUGAGUAG